Molecule: messenger RNA, 1701 nt
Organism: Fonsecaea nubica
Lineage: Eukaryota; Fungi; Ascomycota; Eurotiomycetes; Chaetothyriales; Herpotrichiellaceae
Exons: 3
Coding region: 1-1701 (566 amino acids)
Biological process (GO): transmembrane transport
Cellular component (GO): membrane
Molecular function (GO): transmembrane transporter activity
Source: RefSeq, a predicted model, not a curated record
AUGGCCAAGGCAUUUGCAGCACAUCAAGCUGCGUUUGAGAAAGAAGGCGUCUACAUCGGCGGCUGGUCGUUUCGGGACACGCUGACUCCGAGAAAGAAGGAUGGGAAACACGAUACCAGCGAGGACCGCAUCCAGAAUGCCACCGUCUUGACUCCUGACUGGACGGUGGAGGAAGAGCGGAGAUUGGUUCGCAAACUCGAUUUUCGAGUGCUCUUCCCGGCCUGUAUCAUCUACUUUCUUGCCUAUAUGGACAGAGCCAACCUCGGAAACGUCAAGAUCUUGGGUCUGGGGACGGAAUCCUCCAUCGAAGGUCGCCUGGGGAUGAAAGGCGCCGACUUCAGCUGGGCCGUGUCCAUCACCUACUUCGCCGUCACCGCGGGCCUGCUCCCAUCGAACAUCCUGAUGAAGAAGUUCUCGGCAAAGUACUUCUUCCCCAUUGUCAUGAUCCUGUGGGGCGUCAUCGUCAUGUCUAUGGCCGCUUGCAAGAGCCUGGCCGGCCUCCUAGCAGCACGCUUCUUCCUUGGUAUUCCAGAGUCUGGUGUCGUCCCGGCCUGUGUCAUGUACUUUUCAAUGUGGUACAAGCCGUCCGAGAGAGCGUUUCGUAUUGGGGUCUUUCACAGUGCCAACGCUCUCGCCUCUGCAGUGUCAGCCUUCAUCGCCGCAGGGAUCGGGCACCUGAACGGUCGUAAUGGACUGGACUCCUGGCAAUGGGUCUUCAUCAUCGAAGGGAUCUUGCCCAUCGCCAUGGCGCCUAUCAUCUUCCUCCUCCUCUUGACAUUCCCCGAGACGUCCACGGCACUGUCAGAGCGAGAGCGGUACAUCGCCAUCAACCGAUUCGGCAGAGGCGCGGCGAGAAAGACCGAUGUCAGCUGGAGCUGGCCUGCGUUCCGUCGCAUCUUCAAGCGACCGUCGACCUACGUCUUCUUCGUCUCGUACGUGGCGCUGUGCAUGGUCGCCGUCGCCCAAGCCACCUUCCUGCCCACCAUCCUCAAGGUCUUCCUCGGCUACUCGACGACAAAGUCCAACCUCUACACCGCCGCCUGCAACCUCAGCAUCAUCCCCUUGUACUGGGUGUGGGGUGUCCAUUCCGACUGGACUCGAGAGCGCAUGUGGCAUUACCUUCUUCCCGUGGUUGCGUCGGUCCCUUGCUAUGCCGUCUGGACCUAUACCUCAAUGCACCCGGAAGCCCGAGGCACGGUGAUCGAGACGACCGCGUUAUACGGCAUGGCGUAUCUCGGCCAGAUGGUUCUGAUCUCCCAGCCGAUCGUGCUCAGCUAUCGCUCCUCAACGCUGUACGGUGCUGCCGAGCAAGCCGUCGGCGUGGCCGCUGCUGUUGCUUCGUUGACCAUCGCCAGCAUUAUCGCCCCGCAGAUGUACCCCAACCAAGACGCCCCACGGUACCUGGCAGGCUUUGCAGGCACGCUGGCUCUGUUGGUCGUGUGCAUCCUCUCCUACCUGACCUUGCCUCUGUGGCUCAUGCGGGAAGCACAUGUACGGAAGAAGAAGACCGGUCACGCCAUGCCACUACAGGCCAUCGAAGAUGCCGAACGGAGCAUGGUCACCGACGCCGCUCACGAUCUCAUCCACCGCCUCAACGAACAAGAAGAGAUGGGCAUGCUCGCGGCUAAGGGCGUCGAGGCCGGCGCCGCCGAGGCCCAGCAUGUCGAGGAGCAGCAUCAGCAGCCGCCCAAGACUAUCUGA